Monascus purpureus is the source of this 2551-nucleotide messenger RNA. The record is from the annotation of a GenBank genome assembly. NCBI's taxonomy places the organism in Eukaryota, Fungi, Ascomycota, Eurotiomycetes, Eurotiales, Aspergillaceae.
AUGGAUACCAGCGAUUCUACCCCGCUAAAUGCGGAUUAUAAUCUGGAAACCCCCAUUAAUGCGUCAUCGGGGAUCCGACAAGGCUUGACAGCAUACGGUGACCCGCAUUUCUCGCUCUUCCUGCGCAAGGUCUUCAUUAAAGCGCUGGGUUACAGUGAAGAUGCGCUGUCACUCCCGGUCAUUGGGAUCAUCAAUACCUACUCGGGGUUUAAUCCAUGCCAUGCAAAUGUGCCCCAGCUCAUCGAUGCUGCAAAAAGAGGCAUACAGCUUGCGGGCGGGCUAGCUAUUGAUUUCCCCACAAUCAGCAUUCAUGAGUCGUUUUCGUCGCCGACGAGCAUGUUCCUCAGGAACCUCAUGAGUAUGGAUACCGAGGAGGUGAUUAGGGCGCAGCCUGUUGACGCCUGCAUCAUGAUCGGAGGUUGCGACAAGACUGUUCCCGCUCAAAUCAUGGGUGGUUUAUCCGCAAACAAGCCUGUUCUGCCUCUCAUUACUGGUCCAAUGAUGCCGGGUAGUCAUAGAGGCGAGAGGAUCGGUGCAUGUACAGACUGCAGAAAUAACUGGGCAGCUUUCAGAGCUGGCAAAGUGGACGUAGAGGAGAUCUCUGCCAUCAAUGAGGAGUUGGCGCCUACAGGCGGCACAUGCGGCGUUAUGGGAACAGCCAGUACCAUGGCCUGUCUUACUGCUGCUCUUGGUUUGAUUCCAUUGAAAGGCGCCAGCGCCCCGGCAGUGUCUUCAGCACGUUUGCGCAUCGCAGAGUUGACCGGUCGUAAUGCAGUAGCCACAGCAAAGGCCAGAAGAACGCCGCAGAGCAUCAUCAGCAAGGAGUCUGUCUAUAACGCCAUCACUGUCCUGCAAGCAAUAGGAGGUAGCACUAAUGGCGUGGUGCACCUCCUGGCCAUCAUAAACCGUCACCCAGACCUCCAGGGAAAGAUCACCUUAGAUGACUUCGACAGAAUCGGCCGCGCAACACCCAUGCUCAUCGACCUCAAACCAAGCGGUGACAAUUACAUGACUGAUUUCCACAAGGCUGGCGGCAUGGAGGCUCUUCUUCUUACUCUUCGUCCCCUACUUCAUUUAUCUGCGUUAACAAUUACCGGCCAGACACUCGGUGAGGUUCUCGACACGAGCAGGUUCAAACCGUUCCCAUUUUCCACGCAGAUUAUUCGGCCAUUGUCCAACCCGCUCCAUCCCAGCUCCAGCCUUGUCGUUCUCCGAGGAAAUCUCGCGCCAGACGGGGCCGUUCUGAAAGCCUCCGCGUCCAAGGAUCGGAGUCUCUUGUCACACUCUGGCCCCGCAGUGGUUUUCGAAAACACAGAGGACAUGGCUAUUCGGAUUGAUUCACCAGAUCUCGAAGUGACUCCGACUUCUGUUAUGGUCUUAAAAAACGUGGGACCGAUUGGUAAUCCCGGCAUGCCUGAAGCGGGACUGAUUCCGAUCCCCCGCAAGCUAGGGAGUCAAGGAGUAAAAGAUAUGCUAAGAAUCAGCGAUGGACGCAUGAGUGGUACCGCGGGCGGCACUAUCGUUCUUCACAUAUCGCCUGAGUCAGCUCAGGUUGGCAGUGCCCUGGGAGUUGUGCAGAACGGAGACACGAUUACCUGUGAUGCAGAGAAGCGAUUGUUGACACUGGAUGUCAGCCAGGAGGAGAUCAAGAGGAGAUGGACGGAGAAACUGGGUACUCCUGUCGAGCAGGCUCGUAAACGGCCCCAGCCAGGAAGAGCAGGAAGAGGGUAUCGGAAACUGUAUGAACAGAGUGUGAACCAGGCUCACGAGGGUGCUGAUUUUGAUUUCUUGACGGCAAAUGGAGGCAAUCAGUAGAUCUGAAGGCUGCCAUCGGUUUUCUUAAGGUCUACAGAUAGUCUUGCACUAUACAUCGCCUCUGCUCUAUGAUGUUCCAUCGUGGCUAUGAAAUCUUCUUGAAUAUCCUACACCUGCCCGCUAAUACAAAUUUGCACAUCACCGGCGGCUUCGAUUUUGACCAAGGGUUCUCCUUUCCAGGGCGUGGGUUUAGGAGUAGUGCCGACAGUGAUUCCCUUGUCAGGACCGUGAUAUAGAGCGGCCUCCAUGGACAUGAUGAGCCGUACGCUCGUCUUGAUUCUCGGGUUCAACAGCAAGACAACUAGGUAGACUAUUAGAGCUGUCAUUCAAACGGUGUCUAUGGUCUAUACACAUAUUUUGCUAUGCGGGUCUUUGUUCAUCUCGUCCAACACGCACGCAACAGGCCUGACCGGUGCUGGCGGAGUUAGGAACAUUGAGCAGAACUCGUUGUUCCUCGGCCUUUUACACAACAGGAAAUGUGCUACUCUCUUCAGAAGCAUUGAUUAUACAUCUCGUUCCGUCCUCUGUCAAUCUAUAUAGAGAGGAUUGAAAAUACCCCGCUGUUCCCCGUCCGAGGUUCAUUCUCGGAAUGAUGUCGUUAUUCCUUUUCCAUCGGCGUGGAAGCUUAAGGAUCGCCAUAUUCAAUCGGAGAAAGAGAUGUUCAGUAGAGAUGGUUGGGAUGAAUGGGUAUUUUUUUGAUGUACGAUAUAUAUCACAGUAGCAAACCCUAUAACGG